Acanthochromis polyacanthus (spiny chromis) is the source of this 6827-nucleotide messenger RNA. It is a transcript of the gene map3k2, whose product is annotated as mitogen-activated protein kinase kinase kinase 2. The record is from RefSeq and is a predicted model, not a curated record. The transcript is spliced from 17 exons. Gene Ontology annotation, molecular function: protein binding; ATP binding; protein kinase activity. NCBI's taxonomy places the organism in Eukaryota, Metazoa, Chordata, Actinopteri, Pomacentridae. Gene Ontology annotation, biological process: protein phosphorylation. Bases 387 to 2330 code for a protein of 647 amino acids.
GUAGUGAUUCAUGCGACAUUUGUUAGCUUGACGCAGUUGGGGGGUCAACAGCGAGCGGAGCUACCGUUAACCUGCCCGUAAAGUAGUACAAAAUGAGGGCCGUGGAUUAAAUGCGCUCUUUUGUCGCCGCUCAAACACGGAGAUACUCUGGUGGACGAGUCGCUGUCGUGUGGGUUUUCUCCCCGGAAGCUUCUAGCGGGCUAACCUGACACACAUCGGGCCUCGUCGUCGUGGCCCAGCAGGACUCGAGUGAAGUUGGGAGCGGACUGCCAAACUUCUGCUUCCUCCAGCGGCUCUCCGCGGGGCCCGGGGCUCCUGUCACCGGCCCUGUGGAUGAGGAAGUGACCGCGAACCCAAUCAGCCCCCAGGAGAAAGGAAUCCCUUUGAUGGGAGAGUCCUCUUUCCUGGCCUCCUGGGUCAAUCGCCGUGCCAUGAUGAUGGAUGAGCAGGAGGCGCUAAACUCGAUCAUGCAGGACUUGGCCGAACUGCACCGCUCCAGCCGUCCUGCCAUGUUCCUGUCGGACCUGGGCAAACCCAAAGCCUCCUCGCCCAAGAAUCAGAACGAUGUGAGAGUGAAGUUCGAGUUCAAAGGGGAGAAGAGGAUCUUGCAGUUCCCUCGACCUGUCAAGCUGGAAGACCUGAACACGAAAGCUAAAGUGGCUUUCGGCCAGACUAUGGACCUUCACUACACUAACAAUGAGCUGGUGAUUCCGUUGACCACUCAGGACGACCUGGACAAGGCUGUAGAGCUGCUGGAUCGCAGUGUUCACAUGAAGAGCUUGAAGAUCCUCCUGGUUCUACAGAUGUCUUCUCAGAACUCUUCCUCCAACAUGGACCUCUUGCCAUCCCACGAGGAGCUGGACAACACGGGGUUCAGAGCGGCAGACAAGAAGAGCAUGCUGGCUUUGAUAGGAUCCCAUUCGACCGACCGCAGCUCCCCUCCUCCAGGAUACAUUCCCGAUGCUCUCCAGCAGGUGGCGAGGAACGGCUCCUUCACCAGCAUCAACAGCGAGGGGGAGUUCAUCCCAGAGAGCAUGGACCAGAUGCUGGAUCCGCUGUCUAUGAGCAGUCCAGAGAACUCAGCAUCUGGAAGUUGUCCCUCUUUAGACAGCCCUCUGGACAGCGACUACCCCAAGUCCAGGAUGCCCAGAGCUCAGAGUUACCCAGACAACCACCAGGACUUUACAGAAUACGACAUCCCAGUGUUCGAGAAGUCGGGGAAAGGAGGGACGUAUCCUCGCCGCUACGGGAUUCCCUUUGGCCUUCAAGAUUAUAGUGAUGGACGGAAGACUUUCCCUCGCGCUCGGCGGACGCAGGUUCACGGCUUCCGCUCACCGGUCAGCUUCAGCCCGACCGAGCAGUCACCCAGCACCAGCAGCGGCAGCAGCGUCUUCACCCCCGACCUGGAGGAGGCCCCGGGGCCCGCCAGGAGGCCGCGGAGGGGCAGUGACAUCGAGCCGAACCCCAACCCAACCACCGCUCCCACCCUGUCAGUCAUGGACAUCAGCCCACCCAGCCGCUCUCCUCGUGCUCCAACCAACUGGCGGCUGGGGAAGCUUCUGGGUCAGGGUGCGUUCGGUCGGGUUUUCCUGUGUUACGACGCCGACACCGGACGGGAACUGGCAGUGAAACAGGUCCAGUUCGACCCGGAGAGUCCCGAGACCAGCAAGGAGGUGAGCGCGUUAGAGUGUGAAAUCCAGCUGCUGAAGAACUUGUGCCACGAGCGGAUCGUCCAGUACUACGGCUGUCUGCGAGACUCCAUGGAGCGAACGCUGUCCAUCUUUAUGGAGUACAUGCCCGGGGGCUCCAUUAAGGACCAGCUGAAGUCGUACGGAGCGCUGACGGAAAACGUGACGCGGCGCUACACCAGGCAGAUCCUGGAGGGGGUUUCCUACCUGCACAGCAACAUGAUCGUCCACAGGGACAUCAAAGGGGCCAACAUCCUCCGUGACUCUGUGGGGAACGUGAAGCUCGGAGACUUUGGGGCGAGUCGGUGGCUGCAGACCAUCUGUCUGUCAGGAACAGGCAUCAAGUCGGUGACCGGGACUCCUUAUUGGAUGAGCCCGGAGGUGAUCAGCGGAGAAGGUUAUGGCAGGAAGGCCGACGUCUGGAGCGUCGGCUGCACCGUUGUGGAGAUGCUAACGCAGCGACCCCCGUGGGCAGAGUUUGAGGCCAUGGCGGCCAUUUUUAAAAUUGCCACCCAGCCAACGAACCCGGUUCUGCCCGCCCACGUGUCGGACCACUGCCGAGAGUUUCUCAAGCGGAUUUUUGUGGAAAAAAAGCAGCGGCCGUCUGCAGAUGAGCUACUGAGGCACAUCUUUGUACAUUAAGUUCAACCGCCUGCCGAACUGCCAAACACGGCCUUACCUGAUGUGGCGGUCCUGCCUCUGGCCCCGCCCCCUCCUCCUCCAUGCUGGGGCGUUCAGGCGGUUGGACGCUCCUCCUGUCUCUGUUUGUAUGAGACGGCCGUAGAGGACAUUAAUUUUUAUUUUAUUUUUCUCCGCAAGUUGCACCUUAAUUUCUCGGACACGGAGGUUUUUGAGCACUUCCUCCUGGAAAAAAGCGACUCUUUGGAAACGUCUCCUUUUUUUAUGUUUGUACGAUUUCUCUCUCGGAGUGUGUUGGUGUUGUGGACCUACAGGAAGUGAUGCCUGACUCUGGAGUGGCCCCACCCCCCCAUCUCGCUGACCCGACCCCAGAAUGUAGUCUCCUGCCAAAACCCAGAGCGACGGCGAUGACCUGGGCCCGCUGCUAUAGACGAAACGAAACCCCAGAUGCAGAGAACACUCCCCGAAAAAUUUCCACUCGCCUGCCCUCAUUCCUCGUCUUUGUCCGCUCGGUUCUUCUGAUAAAGCUCUGCUGUCGUGUCCACCCUCCCUCCUCUUCAACCCCCAUCUCCGUUCUUUGCCGUGUGCCUUUUCUGUUUUUAAACGCAAGUGUAGGAACGAGUCUUGAGUUGUUUCACCUCCCGGACAAACUGCCUUUGCACCGUUUAGCCCAAAAGCAGCUGAUCUCAGUUCAGCCGUAACGUCAGUUUUCUGCCUUUUUUCUGCAACAGGGACUCGAGACAUUGAGCCGCUCAUCCGGUUUGUUUGCCUGCUGUACCAAAUAUCCCUCAGACCUGCCGGCGUCAGAGUGAAGGAGGACGAUCGGUUGUUCUUCUCAGUGUUUGCUCGGUUCAAUUCUUGUCUCGGUGGAUUGAGUCAGAAAGUAGGUGAAUGUCGCUUGUAGGUCCUCAUGUCGCUCAGAUUCCAGCAGAGCGUUUCAUUUCAACCGCAUCCUGAAACACGAGUUUAACAUUUGGUCAAGAGAUCGAGGACUUGAUAACAACAGUAAAAGUUGCAUUUUUGCUAUUGCGAACAUCUACUGUUGAAGGUGAAAACAUGAAACAUACGAUCAGACUAAACGAUUACUGGGGAUCCUCGAAUUAUGUUGGAAUUCCCUUCGUACGGCGUGACGUGACUCAGUUGUCACCCAAUGUUGGAACUCACAUACUGUGAUGUAUGUGGCGUGCAACCAGUGGAUGUAAACAAAGUCGUCUUCCUCGUAUAGUGCUGCAUGAUGGCAUAUUUGUCCGCUCGCCAACUAGUUCCGCACAAAAUUUGUUUUAAUGUCGCAAUCGCCGUAUGAUGGAACCAGAGAUAGUGAGGCAACCAUGAAACGCCGUAGGUCGAGGACGUCAUAAACCGAGGACCUGCUGUAAUCUAAACAGCUGAUAGAUCGACAGUGAAAAUGUGUCCUCAAGCAGACCAAGUACUUGAAUUUUUCCGUCUCCGGACGCGACAAACCACUUUGACUUGUUCUCUGUUGUCCGUUUAAUUUCAAACCAAAUACGAAGAGCUGCUCGUCGUUUAGCCGGCCGCUACCAUUAGCCCGUCUCUGCUUCGCGUUCUCCAUCGCGGUGGCGUGUCGUGUUUUCGGCUCGCCCGCACUCGAACAUGUUUACAGCCUCGCAGAGCUUCGUUCCCGUCAACAGUCAGCACCGCGGUCGCUCUUCUUGCCAAAUCAUCCAUUUUUAACUUGUCACUUUAGCCAAACUACAGCAUCGACUCUAUGCACACACCGGACGGCAGGAUUCAGUUUUUCAGUCUUGCGUUCUUCUGGUUCUUAAAGGAAUAGUUUGAAGCAGCUUCGUCGGCAAACAACUGUCGACUAAACUGUCCCACACUGAAGGCGACAUUAUUUAUCACAUGAACUCGAAAUAUAAAGUCAUUGAAAUGUCGCUGCACGGUUAUUAAAAGCUAGAUUAAAAACAGGUCGUAUAUAUGUUAGACAUCUUUGUAGAGCAGGUGAUGGGAAUAGUUUUGCUUUUUAAAGGUGCAAUCCACAAAAUUCUGCCCUUCUGUAGAAUCUUUCAUGGCAAAAAACCACGAACUGAAGUUAAAAUAAAUUGCUGCUAGCUUGAGCGACACCAAUUACUGCUCUGUUUCUUGCCAGGAUGAAAUUAAACGGAAAUUCUAACGGUACGUAAUAAUAGUUAUGCGCUCCCUGCUUGCGCCGAAACGCAUAAAUUAGCCUUAAAAAUGACCCGUUGUUGUUGUAGUUCCCCCGGUGGUCACUAGGUGCUGCUAAAGAGUCGACUGAUUGCACCUUUUAAAGGCAGGUGGAAACGGAUUCCUUCACAUCUCUGAAGGCACUUAGACUUCUAAGUCUUAUAUUCGCCACUUGUUAUGGUUUUUCGAGGAAUAAUUUGAAGCAACUUUGUCGGCUAAACAAUGCACGGUUAUUAAAAGUCAGAUUAAAAAACAGAGUAUAUCUCCGUUGAGCAUCUUUGCAGAGCAGGUGAUGGGAAUAUUUCUGCUUUUUAAAUGUGCAAUCUGCAAUAUUUUCCUUUUGUUUUUUUUUUAGUUUUACUCUUCUCCAAAAUCUUACAUGGUAGAAGAAGGUGACACAAACUGAAGUCAAAAUAAAACAAAUAAAUCGCUGCUUGCUUGAGCGACGCCACUUCUUCCAUUUGUUGCCAGGAUGAAAUUAAACGGCGAUUCUAAAGCUACUUAAAAUUAAUUUUUUGGUGCUGGCAGCUCAUGCUGAAACACAUAGUAACCCUUAAAAUGAACCGACUUUGGUAUGACCCAUUGUUGUUGCAGUUCCCCCGAUGGCCACUAGCGGCUGCUAAGGAGUCGACUGAUUGCACCUUUUACAGGCAGGUGGAAACGGAUUCCUUCACGUCUCUGAAGGCACUUAAACUUUUACAAGUCUCACAUUUGCAACUUGUUCAGGUUUCGGAGUUAUAAUUUUAAGCAGUUUCGUCCGUAAAAAUCUAAAAUCAUUGAAGUGUCGCUGUAUGGUUAUUAAAAGUCAGAUUAAUAAACAGACCAUAUCUACUUUGAACAUCUUGACCGAGCAGGUGAUGGGAAUAUUUUUGCUUUUUAAAGGUGCAAUCGGCAAAACUUUCCUGUUUUUUUUUCCCCAUUAGUUUUGCUCUUUGCUCCAAAAUCUUUCAUGGUAGAAGAAUGCAAUGCACACUGAAGUUGAAAUAUAACAAAUAAAUCGCUGCGAGCUUGAGCGACGCCACUUCUUCCAUUUCUUGCUGGGAUGAAAUUAAACACGUUAGGAUUUUAAUGGUACGUAAAAUUUGUUUUUCGGCGCUGACUGCUCCCAUAAAUUAGCCUUAAAAGGAGCCGACUUCGGUACGACCCGUUGUUGUUGUUGCAUUUCCCCCGGUGGCCACUAGGUGCUGCUAAAGAGUCGACUGAUUGCACCUUUUAAAGGCAGGUGGAAACGGAUUCCUUCACAUCUCUGAAGGCACUUAAACUCUUGUUCUGUGGUAAAAACAAACAAAAAAAACAAAUGCCGGUACGUCCACACAGGUGGUGGAAUCCUCACAUUAUGCAUUUUCACACAAGAAGAAGAAGCGGUAAUUUGGAUGUCGUCAUGAAAGCGUUUCGUGGCCGUAUUGAGUUUGAGGCACCGUCCGGACGAUUAGCUUUCCGGACGGCGCCAGCACUGGUGAACCUCGAUACCAUUAUGCACUAUUCACUGAUGCUUCUUCACGGCUCCUCGUCGCUCGUGCAGCUCGGUUCAGCGACCUUUUCUUUGCACAUUUUAAAGACUGUUUUUGUUUUGGUUUGUUUUGUUUCUGCUGUGUGUGUGUGUGAAAGCAGGUGAGUGUAUGUGUGAGAGUGUGUGUCGACGGUUCGGUUCAACCUUUACAUGAAUGUCAUUUUUGCCAUCAGGUGGCCUCGUUCACCACAGUGGAUUAACUCUCCGGUACCAGUAUUUGUCACCUGCAAAUGCCAAGAUACACCCGUAGUUCUCUCUUUAGUGUUUGAAGCCACUGCUGCCACUCCCGUGUGUGUGCGAUCGUGAUAUUUGUAUGUGAUUGUGUGAGUUUGUACAUGUGCAUUUUACUGCAGAUUGUGCUCACUGCGCCCGAAAUGCCUCGAGCGUUCCGACUGUAGGGGAUGAGAACAUUAAAAAUAACAAAUGAAUUUAACAAAAAAUAAAAUGAAUUUAAAAAAAUCAUGUACAGAUGUAUAAAAUGAAAUUGUACCCUUUUUUUUUUUAAAGAAAAGUACACUUAUAUCCCACAUGUUUGUUCUGUGUAUUGUAAAAGAAGCCAUGUUUAUAAUUCUAAUUGGUUUGUGACCAAUACGCCUGUUUAUAUCAGAUCUGUAUAUCAGUGGUACGCAUAAUUUUUUAAUAUAUAUUUUUAUUUUACUUUUUUUUAAAUGGGAGAUUUUAUGCAUGGUUGGGUCCUGAGAGACGCAGCGGUGCCGUCGAAUCGUUGCUGUUUUUUGGCAAAAUUCCGGAGUAUUGCGACAGCUCGGUGUUCAUAAUUACAACAAUUAUGACUAUGAUGAAAACAAUAAAAGAUAUUUAUUUCA